Messenger RNA from Aethalodelphis obliquidens (Pacific white-sided dolphin), 6483 nucleotides. It is a transcript of the gene TGFB2, whose product is annotated as transforming growth factor beta 2. Gene Ontology annotation, cellular component: extracellular region. The record is from RefSeq and is a predicted model, not a curated record. Gene Ontology annotation, molecular function: cytokine activity; transforming growth factor beta receptor binding; growth factor activity. NCBI's taxonomy places the organism in Eukaryota, Metazoa, Chordata, Mammalia, Artiodactyla, Delphinidae. Bases 2523 to 3851 code for a protein of 442 amino acids. The transcript has 8 exons. Gene Ontology annotation, biological process: regulation of cell population proliferation; transforming growth factor beta receptor signaling pathway.
UUUACUAAUGGUAUAGGCCCCAUACACAUGGAAAGUGUAAAUUCCAAAAGUUAGAGAAAGCUCCUUGUGACCUUUCUAUAAUGAAAGGAACAUCUGAACUAGGGAGUGAUAUAGUGGCUUUGAGUUUGGGGGAAAACUCAACAGAGUUUCCAGUUUAAAUCAUCUGUCUAGUCGGUAUGGCUACCGUCAUGAUGAAAUGAAAAUGUUGACUUUGAGUAACUAAAGGUAAAAGAAAAGAAAAAGGGAAAAGUGAACAGGGGCAAGAAUUAUUUUUGUAUUUAUCUAAUUUGGACUAGGUUGAAAUAGAAAAUGUCAAGUUAUGAGUAGUGUAUAACAGCGACAUCAAACACUUAAAAUCCCAGCUUCCUGAUAUAUGCUGUGGAAAGAAUGAAGUUGAUUGCUGAAGUCUAGCUGGGGAAGAAGGUGAAGAGAAAGCCAUGUCAAGAUGUGGCUUAGGCAGCAAAUUAAGAAGAUAGCCAUUCAUUCAAACAGUAAAAUAAAUACAAUUCAUUCUCCAGGUGCAGAAGAGAGAGCUCUGUUUUCAGCCGUUCACAGUCAAAUGCAGAACUAGGCUAUAAACAACAAACCAUAAUAAAAUAAGCUUUAGGAUAGAGGUACCAGCACGGUGCUAUGGAAUCUCAGAAAAUGAUGCCACUAAAAAGCUAGGAGGUGGAGCUUGGAUGACCUAUCCCAGGGCUGGCCUGGCCCAGAGUCAACUGUUUGAUGCUCAUUUGCAUGAGCGAGCGAGCGAGCGAGCGAGAGAGGAGAGAGAGAGAGAGAGGGAGAGAGAAAACAAUACAGGAGGGAAGACUUCCAUUCUAGAGCAAGUGAUCCCAACUGGGAGGCUGUGAGCGAGCGAGCCACACGAAGUAAAAAUGGGAGGCUUGAUCGCAUGUCCUUCACCAGACGGGUCCAAAAUGACUAUAUAAAGUAAAUACCAUAAAUCACUGUUGUCAGGGCGCACACCACCUCCUCCCUCCCUUCCCCACAGCCGUCCUCAUUUCCACACCCCCUCAACGGUUCAGGGAGAGCUCGUGGUCUAAGUAAACGAGAGGACUUCUGACUGUAAUCCUAGCACGUCACUUCGUUGAAGGCAAACACGUGGUUCAGAGAGAACUUAUAAAUCUCUCCUCCCAGGCAGGAUCGUGAUGUUAUCUGCUGGCAGCAGAAGGUUCGCUCCGAGGGGAGCUCCAGAAGCUCUCGACCAGAGAGAGACAGAGAGAGAGAGGCAGGCAGAGGCAGCGGGAGAGAUACAGAGAGACCGAGAGAGGCAGAGAGAGACACACACAAGGAAGAGCGAGAGCGCAAGUGAAGGAGGACUGGCGAGAGGGAUGGAGAACCUAGGAUAACGGUCUAGGGAGCCAUUCGGGGGCAAACCGAGGGGCUGCCUGGCUGCAGAAAAGAGGAAGGAGAGGAUCUACUGCAGGCUGCCUACUACCCUCGGCGAGAAAGCCCAAGUGGGAGAGAAACCAGGAGUGGGUGGGCAAGGGUGGGAGUCCAAGGGAACCCCUUCGCAACCCCCUAGGAAUAAAACUCCCCUGUCGGCGCGUCCCGGGGCUGCCGCUGCGGUCCGCGGGGGGCGAAAGCCACGGCGGCGGCCGCCGCUCGUCUGUUGCCGGGUUGGCGUUUCGAGCGAGAGGAGAAGGAGCAGAAGGAGGGAGCUGGAGGCCGGACGCGUUCGCCAGCGGCGGCGGCGGCGGCAACGUGGAGUGACCGGGCGGGUCGGCGCGCCGGCCGGGGUGUCGGCCCCCGCGCGCACCUCCGGGAGCAGGAUCCUCGCCGCGGCCCCCGCGGCCCCCGCCGGACGCGGCCGAGUCCCGGGCGCAGCGCGAAGCGCUCCCGCCUCCCCGCCGGGGCCGGGCUCGCUCCCAGCGCGCGCACACGGGCGCGCGCGCGCGCACACUCACACACACACUCACACACGUGUGCGCCCCUCCGCUCCGGAGCUGCUGCUGCUCCUGCUUUCAGCGCCGUAGUGGAAGGCAGGGCCGCGCCGCUCCUUCUUUAAAUAUAUAAAUUGGAGCCGGCCGGCCUCGGCCGCCCCCCUGACAGCGCUGCCCGCGGCCCUCCCGCCGGCGCUCCCGCUGCCAGCCCCGGGACCUUUUCAUCUCUUCCCUUUUGGCCGGAGGAGCCGAGUUCGGAUCCGCCACUCCGCACCCGAAACUGACACACUGAACUCCGUUUCCUCCUCCUAAAUUUAUUUCUGCCUAAUAGCCACUCGUCUGUUUUUUUGCCCCCAUCUCGUCGCUCCAAGAAAACUUUUGCUGACUCCCCCAAGUGAAGCUUCCCCCUUGCCCGUCGUGUAUUAAUAUUUCCACUUGGGGAACGACUUGCCUUUUCUUUUUAAAGGAAUUCAAGCAAGAUAGCUUUUUCUCUCGGACAUUGACUCCCGAUUGUUUGCAAAAGUUUCGCAUUAAAAAAAAAAUCUACCUGAUCUGUACUUUGAGAGUUGUUGGUUUCUUUUUAUUUUUCUUACUUUUUUACUUUUUUAAAAAAAAAUUUUUCCACCUUAAAAAAAAAAAAUGCACUACUGUGUGCUGAGCGCUUUUCUUCUCCUGCAUCUGGUCACGGUCGCGCUCAGCCUGUCUACCUGCAGCACGCUCGACAUGGACCAGUUCAUGCGCAAGAGGAUCGAGGCGAUCCGCGGACAGAUCCUGAGCAAGCUGAAACUCACCAGCCCCCCAGAAGACUAUCCCGAACCCGAGGAGGUCCCCCCGGAGGUGAUUUCCAUCUACAACAGCACAAGGGACUUGCUCCAGGAGAAGGCGAGCCGGAGGGCGGCCGCCUGCGAGCGCGAGCGGAGCGACGAGGAGUACUACGCCAAGGAGGUUUACAAAAUAGACAUGCCGCCCUUCUUCCCCUCGGAAACUGUCUGCCCAGUUGUUACAACACCCUCUGGCUCAGUGGGCAGCUUGUGCUACAGACAGCCCCAGGUGCUCUGUGGGUACCUUGAUGCCAUCCCGCCCACUUUCUACAGACCCUACUUCAGAAUUGUCCGAUUUGACGUCUCCGCCAUGGAGAAGAAUGCUUCCAAUUUGGUGAAGGCAGAGUUCAGAGUCUUUCGUUUACAGAACCCGAAAGCCAGAGUGCCUGAACAACGGAUCGAACUGUAUCAGAUUCUCAAAUCCAAAGAUUUAACAUCUCCAACCCAGCGCUACAUCGACAGCAAAGUCGUGAAAACCAGAGCAGAAGGCGAAUGGCUCUCCUUCGAUGUCACUGAUGCUGUUCACGAAUGGCUCCACCAUAAAGACAGGAAUCUGGGAUUUAAAAUAAGUUUACACUGUCCCUGCUGCACCUUUGUACCAUCGAAUAAUUACAUCAUCCCCAACAAAAGUGAAGAACUAGAAGCGCGAUUUGCAGGUAUUGACGGCACCUCCACAUAUACCAGUGGUGAUCAGAAAACAAUAAAGUCCACUAGGAAAAAAAACAGUGGGAAGACCCCACAUCUCCUGCUAAUGUUGUUACCCUCCUACAGACUUGAGUCACAACAGUCCAACCGGCGGAAGAAGCGUGCUUUGGAUGCGGCCUAUUGCUUUAGAAAUGUGCAGGAUAAUUGUUGCCUACGCCCACUUUACAUUGAUUUCAAGAGGGAUCUUGGGUGGAAAUGGAUACAUGAGCCUAAAGGGUACAAUGCCAACUUCUGUGCUGGAGCGUGCCCGUAUCUGUGGAGCUCAGACACUCAGCACAGUAGGGUUCUCAGCUUAUAUAAUACCAUAAAUCCAGAAGCAUCUGCUUCCCCUUGCUGCGUGUCCCAGGAUUUAGAACCGCUCACCAUUCUCUACUACAUCGGCAAAACACCCAAGAUUGAACAGCUUUCUAAUAUGAUCGUAAAGUCUUGCAAAUGCAGCUAAGAUUCUUGGAAAAGUGACAAGACAAUAAUCAAACAGUGAUGAUGAUGAUGAUGAUGAUGAUGAUGAUAGUGACAAAGGCAAUGUUUGUAACAAGAAAACACGAGAGAGCCUUGCUUCAUCAGUGUUUAAAAAAAAUUUGAAAAAGCGGUACUAGUUCAAACACUUCGGAAGUUUGUGUUCUGUUUGUUAAAACUGGCAUCUGAAACAAACAAAAAAAAGUUGAAGGCUUUAUUCUAUAUGUUACCUACUCUGUAAGUGAGAGAGACAAGAAGCAAAACCUUUUUUUCUUGAGAAAAAAAAAUAAACACUGGAAGAAUUUGUUAGUGUUAAUUAUGUGAAAGAAAAAAAAAAAAACAGGAAAAUCCCGUUAAGUGGAGUUGCUGUACAUACGUUUUUAUCCCAUGCCUCACUUGAUUUUUCUGUAUUGCUAUGCAAUAGGCAUCCUUCCAUUCUUACUCUUAGAGUUAACAGUGAGUUAUUUAUUGUGUGUUACUAUAUAAUGAACAUUUCAUUGCCCUUGGAAAAUAAAACAGGUGUAUAAAGUGGAGACCAAAUACUUUGCCGGAAACUCAUGGAUGGCUUAAGGAACUUGAACUCAAACGAGCCAGCAAAAAAAAAGAGGUCAUAUUAACGGGAUGAAAAAUGCAAGUGACCUAUUAUAUGACCGAGCAAGUCUGCAUGAAGAAAAGACCCUGCAAACACAUGCUCUCUACCAACUGCCGGAGGAAGCUUCUUGUAAGGUUCAAAACUGAAAAGCCUGUUAAUAAAGGAAACUUUCGGUCAGAAUAAGUCUGUAAGAUUUUUUUUUUUCCUUUUUAAUUGUAAAUGGUUCUUUGUCAGUUUAGUCAACCAGUGAAAUGUUGAAAUGUUUUGAUAUGUACUGGUCAAACUUCAGACCUUAAAGUAUUGCUGUAUAGCUAUGCUCUAGAUUUUUCCUUCAUUUCGGUGUAUGUAACCAUACCUAUAUUACUACAAUAGAUGGGUAUAGAAGCCAGUAUAAUUGGAAACACAUCUGCAGAUCUCUUUUGCAAACGAUGAAAUCAAAACAUUAACUACUUUAUGUGUAAUGUAUAAAUUUUUACCAUAUUUUUAGUGUUCUGUAAUAAUGUCAACUCUGAUUUAGAUUGGACUUAAAUUUGGCGCUUUUUAAUGAUCGUUCGGAAUUGUGUGUUUCCUUUAGCUGGCCAGUACUUUUGAGUAAAGCCCCUGUAUUUUGACUUGCACUACAAAUACAUGUUUGAUAGUAUUUGUUCCACCUGUGCUUUUGCAUUGUCCAUUAUUAUGACAUAAGCUACCUGAGUCCACUUGUCCUUUUUUUUUUUCUUUUAUAAAAAGACAUAGUUUUCCUUCAUUUUCUAAGCAUCAUUACUAAUCAGUUCAGACAUUAACAAUCUUCUAUUUUAGGGAAAUUGGGGAUUAUAGAUACAUAGAUAAUUGAGGUGAAAUGUUUUAGUUUUAGCAAGGGCUUAAGGAUCUGACUGGAACUCAGAAUCUUGGUGACUGGGUUAAGAAAGGUUUCUCUAACUUGGUUUAAUCAGUAUUUUCACAGAAUUCUACUGUUACAAAAGAGCAGACAGUUCUUAGGAAACAACUGUUUCUUUAAUCGAGUUUUUAGUGUUCAGGGAGAAAUGGAAAGAUUUACAUUUUAGUUGAUUUUUUUUUUUUUUUAAGGAAGAAAAAAAGCCCAGGUCAGCAUAAGUCAUUUAGUUUAUCUCACUGAAGUUAAGGUUUUUAUAGAUGUUCUUUGAAGGUUGAAAAGGCACUAGGCAAAUUCUCCCAUGAUCAAAAAAUCCUUUCUUUCCUCUGAAUGAGAGUUAUCAAAUCAGAGGUUAGAAUUUACCUUGCUGAAAUACAUGAUUUGCCACAUUUUUGCAGAGGAGGUAACCUUAUGUCAGGGGUUGUAGGAUAUGUCAGUUUGUCAGUUGUCUCUUAUUUAGCUUUAGGAUAACAAUUAAUAGUAAGUCAAUGGAAUAUUUGCAGUUUUACCUAAAGAGCAGCACAAUGAGGUGUGAAUCCAGCGUGAAGUUGUUUGUUUGAUGUAGUGUACUUCUUUUUUGGAAUUUCCUGACCAUUAUUAAAAUGACAAAUUGGAUUUGUUUGAAAACUGGAAAAGCAAGAGAUAGGAUGCCACAGUACCAAACAACCCUUGGGUUGGAUGUAACCCAAUCCCAGAUUGGAGUGUGUUGAUUUUUUUUUCUCUUCCACUUUUCUAUCCAUUCUAUGUAAAUCACUUAUUUCUGCAGGUAUUUUCCUCUCAGAUAGAAUGACAUUUUGUUUUGUAUUAUUUUGUCUUUCCUCAUGAAUGCACUGAUAAUAUUUUAAAUGCUCUAUUUUAAGAUCUCUUGAAUCUUUUUUUUUUUAGUUUGGGGGUUUUAUAAGGCCUUUAUUUCCCAUAAGUAAAUAUUGCUAUGAGAGGGGAGGGAGUGGGGAAAAUGUUAGUGUGUGGGUGGGGCUGGCCUGCAGUUUUUCUGUGAUAAACAGCAAUACGAUUUUAUGGUUGGCAUGAUUUUUUUUUUUAAAUGGAACAUAAGAAUAGCUGUUUUGUAUUUUGAUGACUGAUUACGCUGUAUUUUAACACAAUGUAUGUCUGUUUUUGUGGUGCUCUAGUGGUAAAUAAAUUAUUUCAAUUAUA